This is a messenger RNA of Hypomesus transpacificus, 2880 nucleotides long. RefSeq names its product interferon regulatory factor 2-binding protein 1-like. The record is from RefSeq and is a predicted model, not a curated record. Gene Ontology annotation, biological process: regulation of transcription by RNA polymerase II. The transcript is spliced from 2 exons. The coding region runs from base 232 to 2028 and encodes 598 amino acids. NCBI's taxonomy places the organism in Eukaryota, Metazoa, Chordata, Actinopteri, Osmeriformes, Osmeridae. Gene Ontology annotation, molecular function: transcription corepressor activity. Gene Ontology annotation, cellular component: nucleus.
AUAACAUAUUACUUCCUCCCAGACAGACCGACACGAACAACCAGAGAAAGAAAUCGUCGUUAACUUUUAAAAGCUGGAAUCAACAGGAGCACUACGAGCGCAAUUCCAUCAUUUUCAAAACAUUCGAAGCAUGUCGCUCGACGUGACUGAAUAUUAAAUAAUUCUUAAAAAGCAAAGACUGAAACGCGUAGGCCGCUCAACAAAGUUUGUACGCGAGGGCCUGUAAACAACAUGUCCUCCGCCUCGCAGGCAUCCUCUAGACGGCAAUGGUGUUACCUUUGCGAUCUGCCCAAGAUGCCAUGGGCCAUGCUCUGGGAAUUCAGCGAGGCUGUGUGCCGUGGCUGCGUGAACUACGACGGAGCAGACCGAAUCGAGCUCCUAAUAGAAACCGCGAGACAGUUGAAGAGCACCCAUGGGGUUUUAGACGGUAGGUCCCCCGGCCCUCAGCAAGGCAAACCCAGCUCCGGCGGGCCACUGGAAGGUGGAAGGCAACAUCCAGAGCGUUUAGACAGAGUUAGGGGAGAAUAUGGGGUAUCCCCUCGCCUCCCCAACGGUCUCCACAGAGCUGAGGAUGUAGCUAUGUCAGAGGGGAGCAGGCAAAGCCCCAACACCAGACGGGCAAUGGCUGGUGCAGUACCUUCUCUACAUGGAACCAUACCCCAUGCUUUAAUUGCCCAGGGGCUAGUGGGUGCCCCUCAUGGCUUAUUGGCACCAGUCCCCGGCUCCAGGGCGGGGGGCCCUCCGCUAACUGUCUCCUCUGGUACCUUAAUGGGUGAGGUGGGCAGGCGUCAGGUAGUGUCGGCCAUGUCGUUGGGCGUCGGGGCCGGCGCCUCGGCACUGGUAGGUCUGGAUGCAGGAGUCUGGAGGAACGGGGAGGUUAUGGCUGAGCUGGCAGAGAGUGCCAGGAGCAGGGCAGAGGGCUGGCCGAACCGCCCCAAAGCGGUGCGUGACGUCCUGGUGACCCUCUGCAGCUCGGCGCCGUUUAACGUGCGCUUCAGGAAAGACCACAAUCUGGUGGGGCGCAUUCUAGCGUUCGACGCGGGGACCGGGCCCGAAUUUGAGCUCAAAGUGUUUGUGGAGUACCCCAGUGGCUCUGGAAUGGUGUUUUCGGGCAUCCCAGAGCUAGUCAGGCAAAUGUUCCGCGACUCGGCCAAAGAUGUGGGCAAAGCGGUGAACUCUGGGCUGCGCUACGUGGAGUACGAAAGGCGCCAGGGAGCUGGAGACUGGCGUGGACUCACGGAGCUUCUCAGCGAUGCUGUGCGCGCCUUCAAGGAGCCUCCUAUGCCCGACGUCCUGCCACAGCCCUACCCUGAUGCGGGCAUGUCGAUGGCUCCCGCCAGCCGCCAGGCUCCUCCGAAGAGCACCACGCGCAGACGCAAGGCGUCCCCGGGGUCGGAAAACGGCGAGAGCGAAGGGAGGCCCAUGGGAGAUCACCCGGCGAGGGAGUCUUGGCCCAGGGGUGCCUACCCAGGAAUGGAGCCACUUUCGGGGAUGGCUGCCCCUCAAGAGGGCCCACCUCGCUCUCACAGCCAGCCCUCGCCUAUCUCAGCCUUGAUGGGAGUGGCUGACAGCCUGAGCUCCAGCCAGAUGUCCAGAGAUGGCCCCAGCAUGUCAGCGGCUCAUUCUUCUGCCGCCGGACGCCCCACCAGUGGCAGUCCCUCUACCGCCUCGGCAGCAGUCUCCCAGGCAGCUAUGGGACAGGGAGCCAGUGGAGGACCCAGCACUACCAGUGCCGGGGAGUCCAGUAGUGGGCCCCCGGGAGCUCUCCUCUGCUGCACGCUUUGCCGAGAGCGCCUGGAGGACACUCAUUUUGUCCAGUGUCCCUCCGUCCCGCACCACAAGUUCUGCUUCCCCUGCACGCGUGGCUCCAUCCGCAGCCAGGGCCCUGGAGGAGAGGUGUACUGCCCCAGCGGAGAGCGCUGUCCCCUGGCUGGAUCCACCGUGCCCUGGGCCUUCAUGCAGGGAGAGAUCUCCACCAUCCUGGCCGGAGAUGGAGACGUGACGGUGAAGAAGGAGAAUGACCCCUGACCCCUCAGUCUUCUCGAGUGGAUCUUACAACACUUAGAAAGCACUUCCCUGAUCUAUCAUACCUGGAGGUCCAUAUGGCUGUAGUUCAUCACGUGCCUCUCGGGCGCCGCAAGAAAACAAAAUUACCAGAAGAAAUCCAGGAAGACGGCCACAGAAUCACCUUUCAGACAAGAUGAGUCAUGUUUAAAGAGGCUGUUGACUAGGCCUUGUUUUAAAAGCCCAGGAUUGAAAGCACAGGUCCGUUUUCAAAAUGACAAUCUCAACCGUUUCAUUUGUGUUUCUCAAUGCUAUGAAUAUUACAUUGCAUACCGUGUCUUCAAAGUGAAUGAUACCAGUAUUGUUAGCUCAUUGGGUUUCAGAACCCAAUUCCUUGGGCAGUAUAAAUAAGAAUGUUAAAAAAAUGGCAAAAACAGCCCCAGUCUUUUAGUCCUUAAAGCCAAGAUUUAAAAAAAUAAUAAUAAUCACAUACAAUGUCUCCGAUGUAUGCUCCUUUUAUUACAUAUAUUGUAUGUCAAAAAUGUGAACUUACUUUCCAUGGCUAUGUAAUUUCUAUUUUUGAUACAAUACAAAUUUAUAUGUAUGAGUUAUAGUUAGUGAUAAGACCAAAGAUGGCUAUGUAAUUUUAUUGUAUUCCAGCUAUGUAUGCUGUAUUCAAUGAUAACCUUUGGCAUCAGUCACCUGGUUUCUUUGUCUAUCACAAAGUAUGCUUGUCUUCUGUCUCUAAUCCUUACUUUCUGAACUCUCCCAAAUAUAUAUAAAAGUAAGAAAAUUAGUACCACAUGCUUCAAUUGUUAACCUACGUAAUCAAAUGUGAUCUUAAGGGUCAACUCUAUAAUAAAUAACUGAAUAGUU